Molecule: messenger RNA, 426 nt
Organism: Thlaspi arvense
Lineage: Eukaryota; Viridiplantae; Streptophyta; Magnoliopsida; Brassicales; Brassicaceae
Source: the annotation of a GenBank genome assembly
AUGCAACGUGUCGUGUUUUUCAGCGGUAUUCAUGGUUUAUUUUUGCAGAUCUGGCCGGAUUUUGGUGGAUGCGAGCUAGAUUUGUAUUUUACCGGUUCCGAGUCUUGCUUUGGCCUCCAAGCUUCGUUUUACUUCGUGGAGUUCGCUUUGGAGGUUUUAGUUAUCGAUGGUUGCCGUGGGGAUCUUCUGUAUGGGUUUUUUUGAAAGGUUCUCCAGAAGUUUAGUUGUUUGUUAGGUUGGGCUUUCUUUGGUACUGGAGUAAGUUGUGGUAUCUGGUUUUCGGUUUUUAAUUAUGAGUUCAAUCCAUGUAUCACUUCUCUGUAUCCUUCAUCUGUAUUGUAUCCUUCAUCUGUAUCUUUCCUCUGUAUCAUUCCACUGUUUUAAUAAAAUUCCAGAUGACAAAAAAAAAAAACAUUUUAAAACUUA